This is a messenger RNA of Pelecanus crispus (Dalmatian pelican), 1067 nucleotides long. The record is from RefSeq and is a predicted model, not a curated record. Lineage: Eukaryota; Metazoa; Chordata; Aves; Pelecaniformes; Pelecanidae.
AUGACUACUUUGGGCAACCUGACACCCUCAAGCACUGUGUUUUUCUGUUGUGAUAUGCAAGAGCGAUUCCGCCCUGCCAUCAAGUACUUCGGUGACAUCAUCAGUGUGGGCCAGCGACUGCUCCAGGGUGCACGGCUCUUAGGAAUUCCAGUUAUUGUAACUGAGCAGUAUCCCAAAGGUCUUGGCAGCACUGUGCAAGAGAUUGAUUUAACAGGAGCUAAGCUUGUGCUUCCCAAAACAAAAUUUUCAAUGGUGUUGCCAGAAGUUGAAGCAGCAUUAGCAGAGAUCCCUGGAGUCCGCAGCGUUGUCCUGUUUGGAGUAGAAACUCAUGUCUGCAUCCAGCAAACAGCAUUGGAAUUAAUCGGCAGAGGUCUGGAAGUUCAUAUUGUAGCUGAUGCCACCUCAUCAAGAAGUAUGAUGGACAGAAUGUUUGCUCUUGAGCGUCUUGCUCGUACUGGAAUUAUAGUUACUACUAGUGAAGCUAUAUUGCUGCAGCUGGUAGCUGAUAAAGAACAUCCAAAAUUCAAAGAAAUCCAGAAUCUCAUUAAGGCGAGUGCCCCCGAGUCAGGGCUCCUUUCCAAGGUUUGAAGAGGAUGUGGACAAGUGGAUCUCAUUGUCAUCUUUAAGGAGGAAGGAGAGUGUACAUGUACACCUUCUUUCACUCAAAGUUUGGUAGAAGUGUAAAAUUAAAAUUUGAUAUACUUGUGCUUGCCUUAGCAAAAUUGUCUGGUUAUACAUCUGGGUGCCAGUAUGUUCUGUUUAGUUACAGCUGUCAGAGGCUUUGGAUACUGUAGGACCCUUUUGUUGUUAAAUUUCCUUAUUUAUUUAAAAAACAAAAACUAACAGAGGUGCCUGCUAGUCUAUAAUAUACACUGAUUGUAACAGCUCCAAAAAGUAUUUCUGUGACACCUCUUGACUGUGCACUUUGUAACAGCAUUCUGUGAGAUUCUGUUUUACUUUUGUAUUAAUAGGAGAUAAUUACGUAUUGGAUAAAUGUGAUGUGAUAUGCUUUGAUGUUCUGUGUAAAUGGAGUAUUUUAAUAGGGCAUCAGUUAAAGCCGAGUAAGA